Messenger RNA from Labeo rohita (rohu), 3777 nucleotides. RefSeq lists its product as uncharacterized. The transcript is spliced from 14 exons. The record is from RefSeq and is a predicted model, not a curated record. Gene Ontology annotation, molecular function: protein binding; cysteine-type deubiquitinase activity. Gene Ontology annotation, biological process: protein deubiquitination. Lineage: Eukaryota; Metazoa; Chordata; Actinopteri; Cypriniformes; Cyprinidae. The coding region runs from base 760 to 2817 and encodes 685 amino acids.
CUGAAAGUCAAAGGAAAAGAGACAGAGCCGAAAAGACAACUCGAGGAAGAAGCAAGGACGCAAAAUGUAUUUUUAUUUGUGAAUAUGUUGAAUGUCUAAAACGCAAGUGUAUGUUACAAAUAAUCUUAAACAUUUCCAGUGGCGAGAACGAAUCUAGAAGCGGCUUUCCAGAAGUAUGGAUAGAGUAGGAGUGAAUGUGAUUGAAACAGCAGCUCUAGGGAGACCCUUCCAGCUGGGGAUGCUGUACGACUGCAGGAAAGAUGCUCUUAUACCAGGAAUCACACUGUGGGAUCCAGAAAAGCUCCAGCAGAGCAUACGAACCCGUCCCCAAAUUAACACCAAUUUCAAAGUCAGGGCUUCAGACUCCAUUGAGGACAAAUCAAGCUUACUGAACAUCGACAGCUCUCUGAAACUCAGUCUUUUAGCUGGACUGGUCAAUGUGACAGGAGCAGCAGAAUAUCUUAACAACACCAAGAUGUCUUUCAGACAGCAGAGACUGACGCUGCAUUAUCACUCAACCUGCAGAUUUGAAGAACUGACCAUGAACCACCUGGCACCUGAAAAUAUAAUUCAUCAUGAGGUGUUUGAUAAUGAUGCAGCGACACAUGUGGUGACAGCAGUGCUGUAUGGAGCAGACGCCUGCUUUGUGUUUGACAGAGAAGUUUCAGCAGAUGAGAAAUAAAGACAGUAGAAGGAGAAGCAAAAGUGGUCCUUGAGAAACUCAAAUUCAUUUCAGGAGAUGCAAACAUCAAUCUGAAGAUGAAUGAAGAUCAGAAGAAUGCAGUCCAGAAAUUCACAUGCACAUUUUAUGGUGAUUUCCAGUUACCGUCUAACCCGACCUCUUUUGAAGAAGUGCUGAAGGUUUUCACUGAUCUUCCAAAACUGCUGGGAGAAAAGAAAGAGCUGGCGGUUCCUCUGAGAGUUUGGCUUCAUCCUCUGGACAAACUUCACACAAAAGCUUCAAAACUUCAGAAACACAUCAGCAUGGAUCUAAUCACGAUGACUGAAUCAGUGAUUGAGAGUUUAAAUACAACUGAGAUGAAAUGCAGUGAUCUUCUUAAAGACUCUCCUGCUCUGACUUUUGCUCAAUUUCAGAAUAAAAUACUGCAAAUGAAGCAAAACUGCAACAAUUACAAACUGAGACUCAUGAAGAGACUUAGCUUUCUGCUGCCAAACAUCCGUGGAGACAAGAUGAAGGAAACUGAGCUGAAUAAUCUUCUUCAAGAACAUGAUGAGUCUCCAUUCAGAGGAAGAGACCUCACAGAAUGGAUGAAAGAGAGAGAAAGUGAGUCUGAGAUCAUUAAAUCAGUCCUCAGACGGCUGAAGGAUGCUGGUGCACAGGUGAAAGUCAAUCUAGAUGCCAUCUGGAUGGAUUUGGAAGAUGAAAAUCUGGUCUGUUACACAUUCACAUCAUUGGACUGGACAGAUGUGCUGCUUCCUAAACAAACCAAUUAUCUGAACCCUUCAACAAAAGGAGAAACUGAUUCAGAGCAAAAGUCUUGGCUCAGUUCUGAUGUCAUGAAGAACAUGAGGAGCAACGUGGAGAUCUUUAAAAAGUUGAUGGAUUCAAAAGACUGUAAACCAGCCAGGUUCAUUGUGUCCUCAAGAGAAAUGAAGAAUAAUCCUGGUUCCUGCAUUCUGCUGUAUGAACAUGGAUGUGAUGAAGCUGUUUGUUUUAUUCCUCCAUCCAAACCAGUCUGUCCAGUCACUGAAGAGGUCAAACAAAACACAGUGGUUCUGAAGGUUCCUCCAUCAUGUGCUGAUACAGUGGAGCUCAGAUUACUGUAUAAACUGAAGCAGGACUCAGUCUGGACGUCUAAACCUGUGAUGAAGAAUCAAAACACAGUUACUCUGACUGAUCUGAGAUCAGCAACUGAGUAUGAGAUCAGAUGGGCAGCAGUGGGGAAACUCAACUACAUCACAGAUGGUGACGUCAUCAGAGUCACUACAGAGGGAAGAAACCGAUCAGUAAUGGAAUACUGUGGUUUGAUGAAUCAAGGAGCCACCAGCUACUUGAACGCAGUUCUGCAAACCCUUUACAUGACACAGGAGUACAGGGAACAUGUGAUGAGACUGGAGAGAAGAGAGGAUUCCUCUGAUGGCGACUUCAUUGAAGAGCUGAAGUCACUGUUUGAUAAAUUAGACAAAGAGUCUCGUCCAGUUUCAACAGCUGGGAUCUCAAGGAGCCUCGGCAUCACUGAUGUUUAUAAACACAAAGAUGCAGCAGUGUAUCUGGAUUUGAUUCUGAGCAAAACUCCUGAACCCUCUGAGAUUUUUAAGGGCACUACGAAGAAAACUGGUACAUGUGAUUCAUGCAACAACGUUAUAUCAGAACAGAGUGAUUUCUUCACAAUGAGCAUCUCUCUUACAGAAUCAAAUAAUGUGGGCUCUGCUUUGAAGAAACACCUUGAUCAAAUGCGUGAAUCUCCUCUAAGCUGCAGACGCUGUUCAGAUAGAAAAACCAAGACAAAUAGGAGUGAUGUUGACUUUCCACAAAUACUGAUUCUACGAUUAAGAAAUGUUAAAGAUGACGACCUGAGAAUUCCUGCACAUACUGAGGUUUCCUCCCACAGCUAUGAUCUGUUUGCCAUAAUAAACCUUUAUGGUACAUUGAAGGAUGGACACUAUAACACAAACAUCAAAUCUGAUGAUGGAAACUGGUACCGAUGUGAUGACAGCCGUGUGUUUCAGAUUCCUGAGACAAUGGUUGCACACAGGAAUCCAUUCAUGUUUAAUGUGACAAGACAUAUUCGGAAAAUGUUAGGUCUGGGCGAUUCAAUCAGGUCACCGGCGUAUCUACUCUUGUACAAACGCUGAAUUGCCAGUACUAAAUGAACAGAGAGUGGAACAGCAUCUGAGACAAAAUGAAAAUCAAAAACACACAAUAAGCAAAACCGAACCUGGUUUAAAGGCUUCCAGUCUAUAACUGUAAAUGCUUUUUCUUUUUUUCUUUUUUUUGGAAAUAUCUCCAUUCAGCAGCUGAUGAUUUGAGACCAUUGUGUCAUAUAAGAGAAAUAUUCAUAUUGACGGCACAUUGGUCUCCUGCAGCAGGAUUAUAAAAUACUGCUCUAUAUACUAAACUAGUUUGAAGUUGAAAUCAAAAUUAAUUUCAUUCUCUUACAUGAAUAUAGUAAGACUUGCUUGAUAAGAAUCAUAUAACUGUCAAAUAUUAAUAAAACUAAAUAAUGAUUAAGUGUUUAUAAAGUCAGUCUAAUUAUCCACUGACACAUGUAGAAUGUAAUCCGUCAUGCAAUCUAAUAAAAUAUAUAGAACGAGACUGUGAUGAACACAAUCAAGACAAAGAAUCCUUAUGAGCUGAUGGGAAAAAUAAUGGAACAACUGGAAUAAAAAAUGAUCAAUGACACUGUUAUAAAAGGAUAUUGUUCAGAAUAAUAUGAAUUCAUGUAAACCAGUAGUGAUGUUUAUUAUAUUAAAAGUCAGUACUGUGAUCACAUAAGAUGAAAUAUGUCACAUAAAUAUAUUUGCAUGUUACAUGGAAUAAACAGAAACACUGACUGUGAUCAAUACAUUGCCUGACACCUGUCAAUAUUAUAACAAUAAACUGUAUACUAAUACCCUGGAGUCAGCAUUUUUAAUUAUUAUUUUUUUAUUAACAUGAUCUCAUUCAUAUUAAAAAAACAAACAUUUUCCAAGUAGAAAUCUUUUUAAAAAUCUUUUUAAAAAUCUGUUUCAUGAGUGCUGUAGUGUGUGAUUCAGCAGCUCUGUCUGAUAUUUUGUGACGUUGAAAUUAAAUUUUUUGUUUGUAGUAAGUUUACA